This is a messenger RNA of Salmo salar (Atlantic salmon), 1919 nucleotides long. It is a transcript of the gene alkbh7, whose product is annotated as alkB homolog 7, RNA demethylase. NCBI's taxonomy places the organism in Eukaryota, Metazoa, Chordata, Actinopteri, Salmoniformes, Salmonidae. Gene Ontology annotation, biological process: fatty acid metabolic process; DNA damage response. Gene Ontology annotation, cellular component: mitochondrial matrix. The record is from RefSeq and is marked provisional.
AUCUGACUUCUGUGCCACCAGACAACAAAGCAUAGCUUAAUUUAGCAAAUCUGACAGUCUACAUAAAUAUUUUUAUUUAAUGAAGCAUGAGACUGUUGAUUACAGUUGCCAGACGUAUUCAUAAACGGCCUCUGUGCAGUCCCACAUCAUGUCUAAGUUCGGCAGCGAGUUCCUCCGGAGCUGCUACGAACAGCGGCCUGCAGUUCAGAGAUGACCAGCUAGUCUGCGGUUCGACCGGGGAGUUGGUCCAGAGGCUUAGCGGUCAGGUGGAGGUGAGGACGGAAUUCAUAAGUGAGGAAGAGGAGGGUGCCCUCAUGAAAGAACUCGAGCCUGGGCUGAGGAAGAAACGAUACGAGUUCGACCACUGGGACGAUGCGAUUCAUGGUUACCGGGAGACAGAGCGUGCUCAGUGGGGAGUGGUGUGUGAGGGGGUGAUGGAUCGCCUCCGAGCUGUGGCUUUCUCUGAGGGCAGCCCUCUCCUAGGCCCUGUGCAUGUCCUGGACCUGGACAAGGCUGGAUACAUCAAACCACACAUUGACAGUGUCAAGUUCUGUGGCAGCACUAUAGCAGGGCUGAGUUUGUUGUCAGACAGUGUGAUGCGCUUGGUGAGGGAGGAUGAAACCGCUGAAUGGCUGAACUUGUUUCUGCCCCGUCGUUCUCUCUACAUACUCAGGGACCAGGCCAGAUAUAAGUUCACCCAUGAGAUCCUUAAAGAUGCUGAGUCUAUUUUCUCUGGACAGAGAGUGCCCCGCCAUCGCCGCAUCUCUGUCAUCUGCCGGAACCUUCCUGUUUGAAGCAUGAGAUCCAAGAGGGACACAACUGUGACAGUCUCACUGGAAAUAGCCAGAGCUCGGUAUUUGAGACGUCCAGAACGUCGCUGUGUUAAAAUGUUAUGUACACGCUUUCUCACUGUGCGAGAGACUAUGUUGGGAAAGAUGAUUUAGACCUUUCUCUUAUCAGUUUUCAUUGGAGCACUUUUUUUCGACAUAAACUACCUGUACAGGAUUUGAUUCUGAAUUAAAUGUUGGGAAGGCAUUCAUGUAUGAUGCAUUUCAAAGGGUCAUAGUGCAUUGCAUGACUUGUCAUAAGUAUAUAUGAACUUCUUAUGCUAAUUGAUGUUAUAUAAUGAAUCUGAGUUAUUAGCCUUUUGAAAAAUGCCACAUAGAAAGGCAAGUUGAUAAGUUGUAGAAGAACCAGUUGAAGGAGAACCUGCAUUUUCUAUCCAAGAUCUGAACUAGGUAAUUACCAAUUGCUUUAAAUUCUUAGAGGUAAAUGGAUACUUCAAAUAGUUAUAGCCCUAUAUUCGGCGUCGCUCAUGGGGCGUUCUAGAAGGCUACAAUGCAGAGCCUGGGAAAUAACUGGUGACAUUUUUUAGAAUAAUUGUUUCAGGAAAAAAAUCCUGUUACUGAAGGCAUAUCUAUAAUCUGUAACUCCAUGUCCAUCCAUCCAAAUUGUUUAAUGUGUGGAUAUCUGUAUAGAAACCGUCUGAAACUCUUCUCCAAACCGGCACCUAUAACCAGAGGACUCAUGCCCAUGUCCUGUUUAAAAAAUAAUAAUCUGAUUAAAUUAAUGACUAAACUUCAAUUUUAAGUCCACAUUUUAUCAUCAUUGUUUAUAAAAAAAAGAUCUUGUCAGUGGUAUUUAGUAUUUUAUUAGCAUCUCCAUUAGCUACUGCUCUUACUGGGGUCCACAAAAACAUGAUGUAAUACAUCACAUGGAUAGAACUACAAUACAUACAUUUAAAAUAAUACUCUCUUUCAUACAUUUAGGCCUUCAUAAUCAUGUGAUUCAUACUGAAUGAAAGUACAAUACACGGAAAUGAAAAUGAAAUAACAAGGAGGUUCCCCUGACGUGAACAGCAACCUUGUUUUGCUAAAUUCCCCUGAUGUGAAUAAAGCUACUUUGUUUCUACAGUUACA